AUGUCUUUUAUUGCAUUGGGCCUAGAUGACGAUAAGGGACACCAGUCGCCCAUUCCUUUCCGCCAGAUCAGAGCGCACUUCGAUGAAGAAACAAUUACUGUUUAUCAAGCUUAUAACUCGUACAUCGCCACAGCAGCCGUUGAGGCUCAGAGACUCGACGCGUCGCCAAGCUUCAAACUCACCCGGAUGACAUGGAUCAAACCAAGCUGGGCCUGGAUGCUGUAUCGCGCAGCAUAUUCGUACAAGGACCCGGGACAAGCGCAUAUCCUUGCGCUAAAGAUGAGGCACGAGGACUUUAUAGGCUUGCUUCGCAAAGGAAAUCUGGCUCAUCAUGGAGGCGGAAGCAAAGAUAGUGGCGGAGUAAGGAUUCAGUGGGACCCUGAGCGAGACGUGCGCUUGGAGAGGCUGCAGCAUCGCAGCAUACAGAUUGGUAUACCCGCCAGCAUCUGUCAAGAUUGGGUUGUAAGAGGGAUCGUUGGGAUUGAGAACGUCACGGCCCGUGCUAGGAAGCUGAAGAGAAUCUUGGAAGAGCGGCCUGGCAUCAGUGACGACGAGUUGGUCAGUUUAGGUUUGCUGCCAGUCGAGAGGGAACUCGUGGUACCGAAAGAUGUGGAGGAAAAUCUCAGAAUGAGCGACUCCCAGAGAACAAGUGGUCAAACGGUGUUGGAGUAG
Molecule: messenger RNA, 672 nt
Organism: Colletotrichum spaethianum
Lineage: Eukaryota; Fungi; Ascomycota; Sordariomycetes; Glomerellales; Glomerellaceae
Exons: 1
Coding region: 1-672 (223 amino acids)
Source: RefSeq, a predicted model, not a curated record